CCACACACGGCUUUUCGGCACCUUCAUCUCCGCGACUCAGCCAACCGGAAGCGCUCAUGUAAUAAGGCUCCCUGGCUCUCCGUUGGAAAACCUAUUGGUGCUCCACUUGAUCUACUCACUGGUGAUCGAGCAACACGGGACCAUUGGGCCGCCUGUGAGCUACAGCUCUGCUCAUCACGCGUUUUUCUCAGCAAAAGGACACAGCCAAUGCGUAUGUCGAGUUAUUUCAUGGCCGGGUGCGCCUGUUUUCCCGCUAGUUUUCAUAAGGGCUCUUUCUACCUCUAAACGCGGAUAG
Molecule: messenger RNA, 295 nt
Organism: Protopolystoma xenopodis
Lineage: Eukaryota; Metazoa; Platyhelminthes; Monogenea; Polystomatidea; Polystomatidae
Source: the annotation of a GenBank genome assembly